AACACGAGCACACCAGGAAAAAUUAAACAGGAGAGAAGGGAGAAAACUUCUCAGCGGCGGAAAGCACCGAUUUUAGACCGUCCACGUUUUUCUUUUAUUCCUGACUUUCUGUAAAUAUAAUGGUGCUUUUAGUUGAUCUACGGGGCUUUUUUCAUACAGACUUUUUCACGAUUUGAAACGAAGUGCUGGUAACCGUUUCUUAAGUCCUUGAUUGUUCAGGUAGAUACACGGUGAUAGUUACCCGGACUGAUCGCUAGCGUCUCUCGUCUUUAUUAGAAGCUGUUAGGCAGUUUUACCGUUUUUCUAGUGUAUGGAAGAACUGAUUCGUCCUUGAUAAGACCUCAAGAAAUCCGCUCAUCAUGUCGAUGGGUUAUGUAAGCCCACUGCUGCAAAGCAAGAGGGGCCGAGAGGGAGAUCAAGAAGAAUGGGACUUCCGGGCGAAAAGAGUGUGCAAUGGACUGGAAAGCUGUGUCCAGGUUGAAUAUGAUGCCUUAACUGAGAGCCCAAUGGACACCUGGGAGACCCAGCAGGUCAACCCCCUGAAGGACACAAUCAAGAACCACCACAUGUCCACUAAGGUGCUGUCAGCUCAGAAAGGCAGUGCUCAACAGUGUUGCCCCAGAUGCAUGGCAGGAGAACCGGGCCAUAUAAAUCAUAUCAUGCAGAGGUAUUGAUCACGAGGUCAGGCGGGUCCUGCAGACGAUGAAUAAGGAAAAAGACUGAAGGGAACGGGCCAGUGAGAGGAGGAGUAGCCUGCACUUUGUCCGGCUCUUAUCACAGCACAUGUUGUGCCUUGUUUAUCCUCGUUUAUUGCUCAGAAGUACUGUAUUACUCUAUGGUAAAGUCACCUGUAGCUUAUAUUAGCACCCGAUUGACUGCACAGCUAAUGGAAGGGCUGACCACAGGACAUUAGUACUAAUUUUCUAUUCUUACAUUCAAUACGAAUGGUAAUUUGGGUACUACUACAGUGUAGUUUGAGGGAAAUGCAACCAUUAUGAUUAAUGAAAAGCCAUAUACCACUGCCUGGCCUAAGAGACUUAUUCCUUUUUUUAUUUAGUACAGAUUAAAUGCAAUUGUGUGUGUUUGACAUGGUUUCCCAUGUCUUCACAAAAUGUAAUAAUCAUUUUAUAGGUGAUUUUGUAGAUUCCUUGUACCUUUGUGAAAAAGGGAUUUUUUUAAGUUAGAAAUGGCCAUUUUAAGUGUAGAUUUCUAUGUUUUUUUCACAGAUUUAUUUGCUCUAUUGUUGAUUUAUCCAGUUGUGUUUCACAUUAUUGCACUGAACUCUUUAAAAGUAAGUGACAAAUUGUUGUUAUGAAACUCUAAUGUACAAAUAUUUUCAGUUCAAGCCAAGAAUGUAAAACCCUCUUUCAGCUUUUUGUAUCUUUUAUCCACAAGACUCCACAAGUAGAUAUUGAAGUUUUAUCUACUAUUGUAUUUUCUUUCCCUUUUAAGGUCUACAUUCUGAAGUGUUCCUUGUUAGAAGGAAAGGGUGGGUCAGUAGCCUCUUGUUGUAAUGACCUUUUCUUUUAACCGGAUACAAGUAUGUAAUAUAUUACAUAAAGUCUAAUUUGAGUAA
Pygocentrus nattereri (red-bellied piranha) is the source of this 1576-nucleotide messenger RNA. RefSeq lists its product as uncharacterized. Bases 360 to 674 code for a protein of 104 amino acids. The record is from RefSeq and is a predicted model, not a curated record. NCBI's taxonomy places the organism in Eukaryota, Metazoa, Chordata, Actinopteri, Characiformes, Serrasalmidae. The transcript has 4 exons.